AUGGAAUGUGCAAGAUCAGUAAUGUUCCUAUUUUUAUCACAAGUACUACUGCUGGCCUUGUUGAACAUCACUAGUACCAAUGCUUUGCCCCCAGCAUGGGACUUUCCAGCAAUUUACAAUUUUGGGGACUGGAAUUUGGACACUGGUGGUAUCUCUGCUUCAUUUGAACCAAUACAAGCACCUUAUGGUGAGAGCUUCUUCCGGGGACUUGCUGGAAGGUUUUCAGAUGGUCGACUUCUCAUUGACUUCAUCGGUAACAUAACUUCCAAUGACAUCAUUGUCAUUACUCAUACUGAAAUUUACAAAUCAGGGGUGUGUAGUAGAUUGAUUGAUUGUGGAUUACCUUAUUUGACUGAUUUGACACUAUGUCUCAGAGAAGAACAAACUGCGGAGACCUCGCGAAUUUCAAAAUCUCUCCACACAAUUGACAUAGGCCAAACUGAUAUAAUUGCUGGCUUCCACCAGAUGAGUAAUAUACAACUUCGGACAGCCAUACCAGACAUAAUUAACCAGUUUUCUGCAGCAGUAACGCGUCUAUAUCAACUAGGAGUGAGGGCAUUCUGGAUACAUAACACGGGUCCAAUUGGUUGCUUACCAACAGCCACAUUUGACCUCAGAAAUCCAAAACCAGGUGUUCUUGAUAAAUAUGGAUGCUUAAAGAGCCAUAAUGAGGUGGCCUUAGAGUUCAAUAGACAGCUGAAAUCCAGGAUAAGAACACUGAGAGCAGAUCUUGGGCAUGCUGCUAUAACAUAUGUGGAUGUCUAUGCUGCCAAGUAUGAAUUGAUCAGCAAUGCCAAGAGCGAAGGUUACAUAAGCUGGGUUGGAGUACAUUACUCACAAGCUGCUAAUCAUUGGGUUGCCAGUCAUAUACUUAAUGGCAGUUACUCUGACCCUCACAUUCCCAUAACACAUGCGUGUCAUAAACGUCUUCACUAUUAGGAAUCU
Capsicum annuum is the source of this 945-nucleotide messenger RNA. Its product is annotated as GDSL esterase/lipase At5g14450. NCBI's taxonomy places the organism in Eukaryota, Viridiplantae, Streptophyta, Magnoliopsida, Solanales, Solanaceae. The record is from RefSeq and is a predicted model, not a curated record. The transcript has 4 exons. Gene Ontology annotation, molecular function: hydrolase activity, acting on ester bonds. Bases 1 to 939 code for a protein of 312 amino acids.